AUGGCUCAUGAAACCAAUGGUGAAGCAGUAGUGAGGCUCAUAGAACAGUGUCAAGUAGCUCCACCAUCAGGUUCACUUCCUUCAACCACCCUUCCCCUCACUUUCUUCGAUAUUCCAUGGUUCUUAUGCCGGCCAGUCCAACGCAUCUUCUUCUACCACUUUCCUCAUUCCACUCGUCACUUUCUCGAAUCUACACUUCCUAUUCUCAAACAAUCUCUUUCACUCACACUCCAACACUUCUUUCCUUUUGCCUCUAACAUAGUUGUCCCUCCACAAUUCCAUCUUUCUUAUAUUCGAUACCUUAAUGGUGACUCACUCUCCUUUACUGUUGCUGAGUCUGCGGCAGAUUUCAACCUUCUGGUAUCCGAUUCACCGCAAGAUGUUCGAAACUGGCACCCUCUUGUCCCUACUUUGCCUCCAACACGUACUGAGGAGGAUGGCACACGUGUGAUCCCUCUCAUGGCAAUCCAAAUAACGGUUCUACCAAACAAUGGACUUAGCAUCUGUGUUACUUUCAACCACCUUGCUAGCGAUGGCAAGUCACUUCAUCAUUUCAUGAAGUUUUGGGCCUCAGUUUGCAAGGCAAGAGGGGAUAUGGCUUCUCUUGAAGUCUCUUUGUCAUUUCCUUCCCACGAAAGGGACAAAGUUAAAGACUUCAAAGGACUUAAGCUCCUCUACUUAGAAGAACUUCAAAUUCGUGAUCAGGCGAAAAACAUGGAGUUUAGAGAGCUAGCGAAAGAUGUUUUGACUAACAAGGUACGGUUCACUCUAGUGUUGAGUCGUGAAAAAGUUGACAAACUAAAGAAAUGGGUCACUCUUAAAUGUGCUAACCACGAUUCUGUGCCAUUGCACAUAUCAACCUUUGUGGUGACAUGCUCCUUGAUUUGGGGUUGCAUGAUAAAAUCAAAGGUCAACGGAGACAACUACGAUGGAAGAGAAUGUGAUGAUCUUUGCAACUUGGUGAUUCUAGCGGAUUGUCGUGAUCGUCCUGAAUUUUCAUUACCUUCAACGUAUUUUGGGAAUUGCUUAGUUUCUUGCAUUGUGGCAAUUAAGAGGAGUGAGCUAGUGAGAGAAAAUGGUUUCAUUGAGGGGGCAAAUGCUAUUGAAAGACAUGUCCGAGAUUUGAGGAGUGAUGCUUUGAGAAAGGCUGAAACAUUGUUCUCAGACUAUAAAGAAUUGAGAAAACCUUGCAAUUCUGUGUUAGUAGUUGCGGGCUCACCAAAACUGGCCGUGUAUGAGACUGAUUUUGGAUGGGGUAAGCCUAAGAAAUCUGAAGCAGUGCAUAUUGAUUCGUCAGAAUCCAUUUCUCUUUCUGAUUGUAGAGACAAAAAAGGUGGAAUUGAGGUUGGAUUGGCGCUUGAAAGAACUCAGAUGAAUAAUUUCAUCAACAUCUUAGAGGAGCAACUCAAUAAUAUAAUUUCUGAGUGA
Molecule: messenger RNA, 1428 nt
Organism: Abrus precatorius (Indian licorice)
Lineage: Eukaryota; Viridiplantae; Streptophyta; Magnoliopsida; Fabales; Fabaceae
Product: coumaroyl-CoA:anthocyanidin 3-O-glucoside-6''-O-coumaroyltransferase 1-like
Exons: 1
Coding region: 1-1428 (475 amino acids)
Source: RefSeq, a predicted model, not a curated record